AUGAAAGUCAAUACCAUCCUCUUCUUCAAUGCCAUCAUCCUUGGCUCGGUGACAUUAGCAUUCACGGGCCAAUCGACACCGACACUGACACCCCUGGACGGAAGUUUUAAUGGCAUUCGUUUCAACGAGUCUGACACUGACUCGGCAGAUUUAGUCACACGUAGUUCUUCAUACGGAGUCUACAUUUGCUCCAAACCUCACUGGCAAGGCACAUGUUUCUGGAGCGCUAUUGACGAAUCCAGGCUCGGGAAGGGUGAUUGCGGCGCUGUGACUGCUUUUGAUGGCUGGGCUUCCGUGGGCCCUGAUCAAGGGUUGAAGGUCGACAUUUACAGGGACAUAUAUUGUGCUACGAUAGGGAAGGCAGGCGUGCUUUAUCCCGGUGUUGAUGAUCUCAUCAGCAAUGGUGUGCCCGAAGCCAUCUCGGCCUACUUUGGCAUGAAGUUCUUCAAAGCUUGA
This is a messenger RNA of Exophiala mesophila, 456 nucleotides long. RefSeq lists its product as uncharacterized. The transcript has 3 exons. NCBI's taxonomy places the organism in Eukaryota, Fungi, Ascomycota, Eurotiomycetes, Chaetothyriales, Herpotrichiellaceae. The record is from RefSeq and is a predicted model, not a curated record. Bases 1 to 456 code for a protein of 151 amino acids.